Messenger RNA from Orussus abietinus, 2214 nucleotides. It is a transcript of the gene peng, whose product is annotated as pumilio homolog 3. Gene Ontology annotation, cellular component: nucleolus. The record is from RefSeq and is a predicted model, not a curated record. Gene Ontology annotation, molecular function: mRNA binding. Gene Ontology annotation, biological process: regulation of translation. Lineage: Eukaryota; Metazoa; Arthropoda; Insecta; Hymenoptera; Orussidae. The transcript is spliced from 2 exons. The coding region runs from base 244 to 2139 and encodes 631 amino acids.
CAUCCAAUAACUGUCUCCAUUUUGUCUUUGCUUUUGUCUAUCUUUCAUAAGACAGUGGCCAUAAGUCGCCAUAAGCAAUGAUUAACCAACCAUAACCUUAUGAACCAUGCUUUCUUUGCUGGUUUAAAUCGUUAUUUGCAGCUCGUACGUAAUUACGUGUUUAUAUUAUAUUUAUAAUAUUGAUCCUGCCGAUAUAUGAAAGUUCUGAGUCGAAGAAAUUGAGCAAAACUUCAGUAAUCAAAAAUGGUCGAAAUGAAGGGGGAAGAAAACAAUGUAGACAGUGAAAGAAAAGCUAAAAAGAUAAAGAAAUCUAUUAACAUUCCUGAUCCCGAUGAUAUUACCAAAUUGUUAACCAAUGUUCAAAAGAAGAGAGAAAAACAUAAUGUUUCUAAAAGUAAAGAGGAAAAGCGGGGUAAAUUUGAAAAAUCAGUUAUUGGACAAAAGUACAAUAAUUUGAAGCAAAAAAGUGCAAUUAAAUUGAAGAAAUCUGAUACAUCUGUGAAAAGUGACGUUACUAACGAAAAACCCGAUUGGUUACAAUUGAAAAAGGAAAAAAAGGAAUUGAAAGAGAAAAGAAGACUUAAGCGUCAUACAGAUACGUACGAUGUAUCUGUAAAAGCAAAAAAAAUUGGUGAAAAGUUACGAAGAUCCGACUGUACUUUAGAGGAACGCCAAAAUUUGACAUCUAAGUUAUAUGAACUUUUAACUGGGCAAUGUAAUAAGAUAGUUUUUACUCAUGAUAUGUCAAGAAUUAUUCAAUGGUUAAUUAAGUACUCGGAUUCUGAAAUACGGCAAGCCAUUUUAACCGAAUUAAAACCAUCGUUAGUACUCAUGUUUCAAUCGAAGUAUGCAAAAAAUUGCAUAAAAAGUCUGUUAAAGUAUGGUUCAGAGGAAAUUAAAAAAGAUAUCGUGUCAGCCUGUUAUGGGAGUAUCGUGAAGCUUGUAAGCCAUUCUGUGUCUGUCCCAGUUUUUGAACAGUUGUAUUCUACUUGUGCUACAGAAACUGAUAAGACAUAUUUUAAACAAGAAUUUUAUGGUGAUCUCUAUAAACAUGCAAAAGAUGCUAAAAUAAAAACACUUUCAGAUGUUCUGCAGUCGUCAAAAGAUAUGAAACUUGCCAUCUUAACUGCCAUUAAAGGAAAUUUAAUAAAAAUUUUAAAUAAAAAACUUAUUAAUUCAUCGCUUCUACACACGGUAAUAUACGAAUAUAUGUCACAAUGCUCUGUAGAUGAUAGAGCAGAAUUGAUAGUCAUGUUAAGAACAUUAAUCACUGACUUAUCAAAGACUAAAGAUGGAGCAAAAUCAAGUAUCCUUUGCAUUUGGCAUGGCACGAACAAAGAUCGAAAAUUUAUUAUGAAAUCAAUUAAAGAAGUCAUUGCAAAAAUCUCCUUAUCUGAGCACGGCCAUUUAAUUUUGUUAGCUUUAAUGGAUUCAGUCGAUGAUACCGUUCUUAUGAAGAAGAUAAUAUUACCAGAAAUUGAAAAUAAUCUAACGGAGAUCUCACUAAAUGAAUACGGCAAAAGGGUCGUUUUGUAUCUUGUAGCUAGAAGAGACCCACAUUACUUUCAUCCAAGUACUGUUCAAUUUUUGAAGCAAGGUGAUGGGAAUGCAACAAGUAAAAAACUGGCGGAAAUUAGAGAAAAGGAACUAUUAGAAGCUGUUAUUAAUACGUUUCUUCAGAAGGUAGCUUCGGAAGCAUCAGUGUGGCUAUCCAACAGUUCAAUAGCAAUGGUAACGCUUGCAAUUCUAAAAGCUGGGAGGGGCAAAAACUUAGAAGAAGCAUAUAAUGCUAUCGUUGAUUUCAUAACCGAUUCAGAUUCUGUGAUCUCAGAAGAUGGCAAAGAAUACAAAGCCAUUGAGCAUUCUGGUCUUCACCUGAUGCUGAAGAAGUUAAUUCAACAUAAAAAGUCCGAGAUAGAAACAACCUUUGGUCAACUAUUAGUUAACCGACUAAAUGACAAACUUAUAAAACAAUGGAUCGAAUAUAAUAGAGGUUGUUUCCUUCUUGUAAUGCUAUUAGAAAAUGAACACCCUGACACAAUUGCGUCUCUAGAAUCUAAGAUAAAACCGUUAUCUGCUUCACUGGGAUCUAAAACGACCACGGGAGCGAAAAUUUUGUUUAAGAAAAUAAGAAUAUAAUGUAAGGUAUUUAUAUCAUUGAAAAUUUAGAUAUGUUUGUACAGACCGCAGUCAAAUAUACAACUGUUUCUCCUA